Messenger RNA from Lytechinus pictus (painted urchin), 6434 nucleotides. Its product is annotated as serine--tRNA ligase, cytoplasmic-like. Gene Ontology annotation, molecular function: ATP binding; serine-tRNA ligase activity; tRNA binding. Gene Ontology annotation, cellular component: cytosol. NCBI's taxonomy places the organism in Eukaryota, Metazoa, Echinodermata, Echinoidea, Temnopleuroida, Toxopneustidae. The record is from RefSeq and is a predicted model, not a curated record. The coding region runs from base 281 to 1858 and encodes 525 amino acids. Gene Ontology annotation, biological process: seryl-tRNA aminoacylation. The transcript is spliced from 11 exons.
GUCUUUAAAAAAUGCUGCAAAGACUAUUGAAAGGGGGUUCAAAUAUUAAUAAAAGCUAGAAUAAAAAAAAUAAAAAACUUUGUUGAUUUGCAAUCAGUUUUGAAUUUAUUUUAUUGGGGAAAAUGUACUUCUACACACGAUAAAAAUUGAUGUUUUACUGAAUGUUUGCAAAUAAAUAUCGUCAAUUUUUCUCAUCAAGACUAGACUACAGUACAUAAAACGUGUGUUGGAUUUGGCCCUGCCCAUUUUCUGUGAUCAAAAUUAAGUCUAAAAUCUCAAAAUGGUCUUGGAUCUGGAACUUUUCCGUGCAGACAAAGGUGGGAAUCCUGAGAAGAUCAAGGAAAGCCAGGCAAAACGAUUUAAAGAUGCGACACUGGUCGAUAAAGUUGUGGAAGCUGACACAGAAUGGCGAAAAUUACGCUAUCAAGCAGACAAUCUCAACAAGUUGAAAAACCUGUGCAGCAAAAUGAUUGGAGAAAAAAUGAAGAAAAAGGAGCCAGUGGGAGAUGAGAGUCAACCAGUACCUGAUGCAAUUUCUGCCCAACUAGAUGACCUCACUCGGGAGAUAUUAGAAUCACAUUCACUUUCUGUAGCACAGCUAAAGAAGGUUAGACAGCUUGUUGAUGAUGGUAUUGUCAAGAAUGACAAUGAGAGAAGAGAAUGUGAAGCUAAGAGGAAAGCCAGUCUGUGGGAGAUUGGCAAUCUGCUUCAUGAUUCUGUGCGUGUCAGCAAUGAUGAGGAUGAGAAUACUAUUGAGAGGACGUUUGGCGACUGUUCACUUCGCAAGCAAUACUCCCAUGUUGAUCUUAUUCACAUGAUUGAUGGUAUAGAAGCAGAGAGGGGGACAGUGGUUGCUGGUAACAGGGGGUACUUCCUCAAGGGAGCAGCUGUAUUCUUGUCAUUAGCUGUUCAACAACAUGCACUUCGUAUCCUAACUUCCAGAGGAUAUACUCCCCUCUAUACACCAUACUUCAUGCGCAAAGAAGUCAUGCAAGAGGUUGCCCAACUUAGCCAAUUUGAUGAUGAAUUGUAUAAGGUGUUAGGAAAGGGCAGUGAGAAGGCAGAGGAGAACACAAUUGAAGAGAAAUAUUUAAUAGCCACUUCAGAGCAGCCUAUUGCAGCAUUCCACAGAAAUGAAUGGAUGUCACCGUCGGACCUUCCUAAGAAGUAUGCAGGGUUUUCAACUUGUUUCAGGCAGGAGGUCGGGUCACAUGGCCGAGACACAAGAGGCAUCUUUAGAGUUCAUCAGUUUGAAAAGAUUGAGCAGUUCUGCUUUGCCUCGCCGAAAGAUAACAUGUCUUGGGAGCUGUUUGAUGAGAUGAUGCGUAAUGCAGAAGACUUCUGUCAAUCUCUUGGUAUUCCAUACAGGAUAGUAGGAAUAGUUUCAGGAGCCCUGAACAAUGCAGCAGCGAAGAAACUUGAUUUAGAGGCAUGGUUUGCAGGAUCAGGUGCAUUCAGAGAGCUUGUAUCAUGUUCAAACUGUACUGAUUACCAAGCUAGGAGGUUACUUGUACGAUAUGGACAGACAAAGAAAAUGAACACCAGUGCAGAGUAUGUACACAUGUUGAAUGCUACUAUGUGUGCUAGUACACGAGUGGUGUGUGCUAUCUUAGAGAACAACCAAACUGAGUCUGGUAUCGUGGUUCCAGAAGCUAUCCGAGAAUUCAUGCCUCCAGAGUUCAAAGAAUUCAUCAAGUUUACCAAACCAUCUCCGAUGGAUGAGCAACAAACCAAGAAAGAGAAGAAACAGAAAGAAGGAGGAAAGAAGAAGGGUAAAUCACAGGAGAGUGGAGAUGUAGCAGCAAAAACACAAGAUGGUAUUGCCAAAGGAAUUGAAAAAAUGGCCGUAGAUCAAUGAUGUCUGCAGAUGGAUUGCUAAUGGAUCCAAACAUUGUUAAUCUAUUCUCUAUGUGAUGCAAUGGGAAUGUCAAGCUUAUGAUGAAUAUGUUAUCAGAACAUAUUUCUUUCAAACUCAUCAUUUUCGGCCUGAAAGAGCAUUAUAUUUUAUGAUUUUUUUUUCUAUGUAUUAUCAUGUAAUGAAUAUGUUGCAUUAGAUUGCUAAUCUCUCCUCUUUUAUACACUCCAAUGCUUCACUUCUCAGUUCCAUCUUUCUUACGCGCUCUCUCUUUUUCCCUCUCUUCUCAUUCAUUACUGUACAUCAAAUCUUGAUUAGUAGACUUUCUCUUGAUUUUAUUUAUGUUUAGUACUUUUCAAACAAACCGUUACAGCAAACAUAAAGCCUUUGAAUGUUUUUCUAUAAAGUGUACUGACAAUCCACACAUUCAAGUAGGCUGUAAUGAAUUUGGAGAACAAGAAUUAAAUGAAACACUUCAAGUGAAACUAUUUUUCAGCUACUUCCUUGUCAUUUUUAAAGGUAUAAAUAUCAAUUAGCAACACAUUAGAAACCUGCUUGAAGCUUGUACAGUUAUGAGAGUAUACCCUACUGACCAGAUACAUAGACUAUCAUAGCCAUUAUCCAUGCAACGUUCACAUCAGAAAAAUAAAAUUGUCAAAGACUUCUCACUAGUUAAAACAGUUGAAUUCAAAUAUCAACUAGACGAAUGUCCACACUGGAAUGUCUGUCUCAUGUAUACUGUUUACUUAUGCUGUCCUAAGACAUGCUGUACUAAAAAACAACAGACUUGUUGUACAUGAUGGUACAGCUGUUAGAGCUAAGCUUGUUGAUGAAGAAAUACCUAUCAAUUUAAAAAUAUAAAAAGGAAUGUACCAAUUUUUUGCUUUAGUUUUGGUGAGAGCUUAUUACUUGAUAAUACUUGGUUUCUUUCUUGGUUUGGGUUACAUUAGAUUUUAGGCAUGCAUAAGGUUUAGACAUAGCUAGCAUUUUAGUCUUUUCAAUAAGAUUUGUUGUGGAAGCUGCUUACGUACAAAAGGAAAACAACUAGGUAUGUUUAUCCCUUCUUUUCUUGAAUUUAUCCGGAAUUCAUGGCCUGAAGUAGAGCUCUACUGCUCUGCAGUGGUCAUCAGAAAGAUAUCAGACCUUUAUCACCGCAAUUGACCUUCCAUAUCUUAUUUCUUGUAUUCGUGUUAAUGCUAACUUUAUUUCCUCCUUGAUGACAUAUAUAAAUGUGCAAUCACUUUAAAGAAAGUCAAAUCAUUUAUUGAAUCCAUCUCUUUCUCCCAUAUCUCUCUUACCAUAUUCUACAGUUUGUUUUUUUCUGAAUACGUUUUAUAACUACAUAUUUCUUGAUUUUUUCUUUUGUUUUCGUUGUUGGAAAGGGCACUUUUUUUUCAGCAAAAUUGCUAGUCAAUUCUUAUGAUUGUAAUUAGAAUCUCCAUAUUGCCAUAGAAGGAAAUCAUAAUAUUGAGGAAACUUCGAUGAUUUUAUAUCUAUUGUUAAUGGCUUUGAGUCAAAGAUAUUUUUUGUAAUUAUAGCUGUCCUGUUUAACAUGGCAAGAAGUUUAUAUUUAACGUUAAGUCAGGAAAUCAUAGACAGGAUGUAUGGAAAGAGAAAAUUCAUGGGCUUCUAUUGAUGCUCAAGACAAUUUUAUAGGUUACAGUUACCACUCGUGGUAAUGAUUACCUUGAAUCACUCACAUUUUUUUUGGGGGGGAUAGUCAUCUUUAAUUUUUUUCUCCUUGUGACAUGACUUAACAACAUAGUAAAUCAGAUUAUAACUAUUAAAAUAACAUCAUCAUCUUUAACUACCUAUACCCUGUUUACAGGGCAGGGUUGGGCGGUACUCGGCCUCCCUAUUUUGUGCGUUAACAUUGCUUGGCCCAACCUACAUUGGAACCUUUCAAUAUUUUGUUAUAGUGGCACUCUACAUGUAAAAAAAAAUAUUUGGUGGAGUGCCGGGGUCAAAUUGCAGUGCCAGGCGGACUCGCAUUUGGGUCUGCACCCUUUUAGAGGGAAAAAUGGCCAGCUGAGCACUAGAAAAAACAAUGUCCAGAGCUUGGCCAAAUAUGCGGCUGCUUUUGGCCUUUUGUACAUGAACAGUUGCCUAUUUUCACUGUACAUUUAGCCAUACUGUGCAAUUAAGUAAAUGCUUCUCUAGAAAUUAUGUAACAUAGUCCAGUUCUACGUUGCAUGAUGAAAGCAGUCAAUGUCAAGUUCAGUGUUGGCGUUAAGGUGAUACAGCAGCAACAACACCUUACUUGAAAUAAAGCUUGUGCCUGGAUUGAUAUCACAUUGUGUUGCUACCAAUGAUGCAUUUGGUAUUAUUUUUGUAAUCCAACAUCUGAUGUAGAUUAGGCUAAAUAUGCACCUAUAAGAGAUGGACACUCAUUGAAUAGUUAAUGAAUUCACUAGCAUGUGACCAUCAUUGUGCUUUGAAUAAAAUUCUCUUCAUAUUUGUCAAUUAGGCCUUGAGAUAAAAGAAGCAAUUUGUGAUUAGACAUUGAUAUUGCACAAACUGUACGCGCAGAUGAUAAAUCACUUAAAUCCUGAAAAAUCGAUGUGCAGUUCUGGUUUACCUUUGGCAAUCUUCGUUCCAUGUGUUUUAUUUGGGAAAAUGUAUGCAUAUUUCAAGAAAGAGGCAAUAAAGUGAUUUUCUAUUAUGUAUAAUCCCAGUUUUCAAAUUUUCCUAUUUCCUAAUAUUCCAGAGAUACAAUCUCCAUAUUGUGUAGAGAGUGUUUAUCACUUAAUGUUAUUGAGGUCAUUAUGUGCAUGCGGAAGUGUGCGGAUCAAAUGAUAACAUAUUUGAUGUCACAAAAUUGUCUGCUUCUCAACUUUGCUGCUCCAUAUCUAAAGUAUGUUGAUUGAAAAACAUUUUCUAACACAGGGCAUCAGCCAACAAAACCAAAACCAGGAAACCUGUGCCUUUGUAAAUGAUCAGAUAUGACUAUGGUAGUUGUUGUCAAAACACCUGAAUGUUCUCAUUAAGAUGCACAUAAUCACUAGGCUGUGGAUCUCGUUCGAUCAAAGAUAUGAAAGGGUUAUAUGUCCAUCUCUAAUACGUCAAUGGGCUAACUAAUUCAACCCUGAACACCAACACCUAUAAUGUUCUUAAAAUUGCCAUAGUCUGUGAGAUUCAAUUGUUUUAGUUUCUUUAUAAAAGGGAUAGUGAAAACACACUUUUCAAAGGUUUUUUUAAGAACAAUUAUACCAGUGAGCUGUAGGUCUAUGUUUAGGAAUGUAAAGAAUAUGUGUAAGUCUGAGGAAAUUUACAUCUAAAAGGUUGUGACGCUUUGCCCAAGAUUGAUUAGUCACUGAUUCCAAACGAUUAUUUUGUCUGUAUGUCCAUGGGCCAUGCAGAUAGUGCUACCUUAGCAAUAUGAGCUAACUAUACCAGUAGACCUUAUGACAAUACUGUUAAUUUUUUACAUAAAUGAUAAAAUGUAAAAUGUCAAUUCAAAUGAUGAAAGCAUUUUUCCUUUGUAUAUUCCCCCUUCAAAUAUCAAAGACUAUUUUUACAGGGAUGAAAUAGAUUGGAAGGACAAGUCCACUCCAAUAAAAAGUCCAUUUGAAUACAAAGAAAAAAAUCCAACAAACAUAACACUAAAAAUUUCAUCAAAAUCGGAUGUAAAAUAAGAAAGUUAUGACAUUUUAAAAUUUCGCUUAAUUUUACAAAACAGUUAUAUGCACAUCCUGGUCUGUAUGCAACUGAGGAGACUGAUGACGUCAUCCACUCACUAUUUCUUUUGUAUUUCAUUAUAUGAAAUAUUCUAAUUUUCUCCUCAUUGCCAAGUGAAACAACGAUUAAUUCCUCCCUGAACAUGUGGAAUUAGCAUUGUUUAAUACUAUAUGGUUCAGUCAAGUCGGUCCUUAUUGUCAAAUUUGUAAAAAAUAAAAUAUUGUAUAAUUCAAACAAUAAAAAACAAAAGAAAUAGUGAGGGACAUCAUCGACUAUCUCAUUUGCAUGUCACUCAGUUGUGCAUAUCACUGUUUUGUGAAAAAUGAUCGAAACUUAAAAAUUUCAUAACUUUCUUAUUUUACUUCCGAUUUUGAUGAAAUUUUCAGUGUUGUGCUAGUUUGAUUAUUCUCUAUUUAUUAAAAUCAACAUUUUCUAGGGUGGACUUGACCUUUAAGUAACAAUGGUAAUGAUAAAUGUCCUUAGCUUGAAUCAAUGCAGUUUCUGUUGAUGUCUACAUUUAUUUAUUUUUUUCAAAAACAAGAGUGACAUUCUUCUUAAACUUGUAACUAUCAUUGUCAAUUUGAACUAAAAAUCAUUAGUAUAGAAUGUGAAAGUAGUAUAGAAGAAAAGUCUUGCUUAAUCUUUCAAAUGACUUUUGACCCGAGGUCAGAUGCACUGGGUGAGAUAUGAUUAUCUGAGAAAGUCUAAAGCAUACCCAUGUUUGAAAAGAAAAAUAAGAUUUGUUUUAAUGAAAUGUCAACAUUGCUCCUGUAAACUAUUUUUUAAUAGUUUAUUUCCAGCAUAUGAAGAAUUACAUGAUAUGUUAUAUUUCUGUUAUGUCUGCCUAUGUCUCUUUAUGCGAGAUGUAUGUAUUAUAUUAAAUAAAUCAUCCUUCAAUUUA